Molecule: messenger RNA, 831 nt
Organism: Apis dorsata (giant honeybee)
Lineage: Eukaryota; Metazoa; Arthropoda; Insecta; Hymenoptera; Apidae
Exons: 4
Coding region: 44-802 (252 amino acids)
Source: RefSeq, a predicted model, not a curated record
AAAGAUUUACCAAAUAAAUUUAUAUAUCAAACUAAGAAAUAAAAUGAAAGAAGAACAAGCGGAACAAAUACUUAGCGUGUUAUAUAUUUCCUGUGCAAUUUUAUCGGUAACAUCUUUGACCUGUUUGGUCACCAUUUGGCAAUAUUGGACAUAUACCUUGGAUGUUUGCGAUAACAUCAACUGCGGCUGCAUAUUAUAUAGUAUCAAUACUUUCGCUAGUUUUAUGGGAGGUGAUGAAAAAUUUUGCCAUUUUAGCGUAUACGGUUUGAUUCCUAUAAUUGUAAUCGGUUUAUGUCUCGGUGCAUAUCAUGGAUAUAGAAGUUGCAUUAAUAGAAAUUUAGAUACGCCUAUACAAGUCUAUAACAAUGUUAACAGAAAUUUAAACAGUAGCAAAGCAACAACAACAGUGCUGAUAAGAUCUAAAAAUCGAACUCCAUAUAAACAAUGGAUACCUGCUGUGUUCCUUACAGUAUUACUUUGCUGUUUAUCAUUGGCUCAUGCAAUAGUGAUGACUGAUGGUUAUUACAAAAGUUGUGAGCAAUGUAGAAAAAGAUUAAUAUAUCUUUUAAAUUCCGGACGUGAAGCCGAGGUUAUUCGUAACAGACUUUCUUGCGGAGCGAUCUUUGAUUUUAUGGAUUAUUUACAAGCGGAUAUGACAAAUAAUGAUAAGUGGAUAAUGAAUAAAGAGAUUGAUACUGGUUUUGCUUUCCGGUUAGCUAUUAUUGCAACAUGGUUCAAUUUCUUUGCUUGGACAUUUGCAUUCUUGCUAAACAUUAUUAUGGCGCGCAAAAGAUUUCGUUGAUAUUAAAUUAUCGACCAAAAGUUAUCGAU